This is a messenger RNA of Microplitis mediator, 748 nucleotides long. Its product is annotated as putative gustatory receptor 28b. Gene Ontology annotation, biological process: sensory perception of taste. The coding region runs from base 66 to 683 and encodes 205 amino acids. The record is from RefSeq and is a predicted model, not a curated record. NCBI's taxonomy places the organism in Eukaryota, Metazoa, Arthropoda, Insecta, Hymenoptera, Braconidae. The transcript has 4 exons. Gene Ontology annotation, cellular component: axon; neuronal cell body; dendrite.
UCGAACAAAUUUUAUGGAGUUAUGUUAGUAGUGGAGUAAUAAUACAAUACACAUUGUUUCUUCAUAUGAUCACUAAACGAUUUGAAAGAAUUCAUUCAACUAUUUUAGAGUGGGAUAAUAAGAGAAUACGUGAAGAUCAAGGGCAAGUAUGUUGCGUUAUAGAAACAUCAGUAUUAUCUGAACCUGUUGUCAAUAACAUGGACAAUAUUAUAAAUGCAUACAUCGAAUUAUGCGAUAUAUGUGAUGAUCUCAAAAAUAUUUAUGGAUUACCUAUUAUGAUAGUCAUUUUAUUUCUCAGUGCCGGAAUGGUAUUUAUGUUAUAUUUCAUAAUUUUGGUUUUGAUGAGUUAUUUAAAAGUUACUGAUGAUACGUAUUUGAAUGUAACACUUGUAUCAUGGAUCAUUUUUUUAAUUAUGGUGCUGACUUCUACUGUUACGAAAACAAUGAAACAGAAUAAAAAAACAAUCAAAUUUGCAAAUUUACUGAAACUGCGGGCUUUUACAAAUAACAAAAUCAAGAAAAAAUUGGAUAAGUUUUCGAGUGUUAUUUCGCAUUUGAAGCUGGAAUUUACUGCUUGUGACAUCAUGCCAUUAGAUCAUACGCUUAUAGCAAUAAUUAGUUCUACAACUGCAACGUAUCUCAUAAUUGCUGUACAAUUCCGAAUAAGCUCACCUCCUAAUUAAUUAAUUAAUAAUGCUGUAGAGUAUGAACAAGUAUGUUUUUGUUUACAAUCGAAAAUUUCUGUACG